Messenger RNA from Nothobranchius furzeri (turquoise killifish), 11757 nucleotides. It is a transcript of the gene nhsl3, whose product is annotated as NHS like 3. Lineage: Eukaryota; Metazoa; Chordata; Actinopteri; Cyprinodontiformes; Nothobranchiidae. Gene Ontology annotation, biological process: cell differentiation. The record is from RefSeq and is a predicted model, not a curated record.
CCUGCACAUUUUACCAUCCAAAAACAAUAUUACGCUAUAUUAAAUUGACACUGGUUGAGCUCUAGGACCAAGCCGAAAGCAACCGUUUGUGUUGAAGCCUGUUUCCCAUUAGAACAUAUUGUAAAGAUACCCCCCCCCCCACUUCUAAAGUGAAAAUUACGUCCUUGAUAUCCGCGCAUGCGUGCGUGUGUGUGUGUGUGUGUGUGUGUGUGUGUGUGCGUGUGCGUGUGCGUGUGUGUGUGUGUGUGUGUGUGUGUGUGUGUGUGUGUGUGUGUGUGUGUGUGUGUGUGUGUGUGUUACAUUUUAACCCUGUCCUGCUUCACUCAAGCAGAUUGUGGUCAUGAAAGGUAACUGGAUGAGACUGAGGUGGCAUGUCCACUCAUCAUAACCCAGGUGGAUCCUCAUUCCAGAGCGCCAUUGUUAAAAACAAUCAGCACAUCUCAGUUCUGUGAGAAGCUGAUAGCUCCCAUUAAGGUUUGUUGUUAAUUUUUUGUCACAUUUAAAGCAGCUCUUAAUAGGUUUUUGGCGUCUCCCCCCUACUGGUUAAAAACAGAAUUACAACCGUCCCUGCUGCAGCCCGCUUUAUCAAUGAGCCAACGGAUGUUAAAUACAUCGCCCAGCCAAAGAAAACGCCACCACCUGAAUUUAACUAAGCAAACAGGUAGGAGCCUCCAACUGGAUAAGUACUGCAUGGGCAAUUAUCUUUCAGCUGCAACAAGUCAUUUAACUCCAACUGGUGCAAUGAGUGGCUUCUCAUUAAACUACCAGGUGGAAAGACACGUCUGGUGGUCGUGGAAAAGAUGUUAGUCUGUUUGAGAAGGGUCAGAUCACUGGCAUGCGUCAUGAACAGGAAACGUCUAAGGAGAUGCAGAAACGACUAAAACUGGGUUAAGAGCUGUCCAACGCAUUAUUAAAACUGGUCUGAUGAGUCCAGAUGGAGCCUGUUCCAGAGCGUUAGGUGCAUCAGGGUAAGAAGAGGGGCAGAUGAAGGGAAGCACCCAUCAUGCCUAGUGUCUACAAGCCUGUGGGGGCAGUGUUAUGAUCUGGGCUUGCUGCAGGUGGUCAGGUCUAGGUUCAGCAACAGGAUGUGCUCCAAGAAUGAGGUCAGCUGACUACCUGAACAUCCUGAAUGACCAGGUUAUUCCAUCUUCCCUGAUGACACGGGCAUAUUCCAAGAUGACAAUGCCCGGAUUCAUCGAGUUCAAAUAGUGAAAGAGUGGUUCAGGGAGCACGAGACAUUAUUUUACACAUGGAUUGGCCACCACAGAGUCCAGAUCUUAAUGCCAUUGAGAAUCUUGGGCUGGAGAAGGCUUUGUGCAGCGGUCAGACUCUACCAUUGUCAGUGCAAGAUCUUGGUGAAGCAUUAAUGCAACACUGGAUGGAAAUCAAUCUGGUGACCUUGCAGAAGCUCAUCGAAACAACUCCACAGUGAAUGUGUGUCGUACUUGAACCUAAAGGUGGUCCAACAAAAUAUUAGUGCGUGACCUUUUUUAUUGGCCGGGCAGCGUUUAAUCCAGGGCUCCCCAUUUAUCCUCAGAUUUACCUCUCACCUGGCUGUUGAGACAGGGUCACCUUAUUCAUCCAUCCAUCCGCCCAUCACCCCACCCUGCCCUGUUUUCCCUCUCCUUUGUUUGCUCCCACAAGCUGCAAACGCGGGAGUGAGCCGAGGACAUGAGAUGAACUAAAUUCAACUCAUUGAGUGUGUCGGUGUCAGGCGUGUGCACUGGCCAUCCGGUUGGGAGCAUUUUACUUUUUUCUGCUUUCUGCUCAGCAUCAACACAAACUCUGGAUCUUCGGAGUGCAAACUCAUCAGAUGACCUGCUGGUUUUGCAGCUUCACACCUGCAGUCGAAGCAGAGUGAGAGCUGAUUAAGAACUCUCUAGUAGAGCGUGAAGCUUGUUCUGUGUUAGCGCCUCUGGUGGUCAUUGUUCCUCUUAAAUUAGCCUUGACGUAUUAUUUGGGAAAUAUUUUCAGUUUUGCAACUUAAAAAAAACUUUUGCAGUUAUACUUUUCAGUCUGUGAUGGAUUGAUGGAAUUUGAUUCAAUCAGCUCAGAAAAACUGGAAACGGCUUAAGAAUCCCACUUAGUGGGAACAAUUGCCUCACUUUUCUUUUUAUCAUGUGUCAUAAAAACAGUUUUUAUUCUUGCAGGGAUCAUUAAGAUUCUCCUGAUCUCUGCUGAUUAGUUCAGUUCCUCCUGUAAAAGUGGUUAAAACAGUUUCUGGUUUCAGUGAAAUCAACCUUCGUGAUGCUAUCAGCUGUUUUAAAGACAUGUUGAAACACUCCUGCAGUAGUGUUUGGUUUAGGGCUGAACUAAGCAGAGUUAUUAUUGUUUCCACCUGGCUCUUAAACCCGAUGUAAAUGCAACACUAACACUCCAUUGUGCACUUCCUCAGAAAAUAUUAAAAUAAAGAAAUAUAUUAUUUUAGACGGAAAACGUUGCCUUUUAUGUGAACAUUUGUGAACGUCACAUUUCACAUAACUCAGAUGAUGAAUAAAAACCCUAUGACAAAAAGGAAUAAAUAAAACAAAAUGAUAAAAUGUUAGAUUUGAUCACAAAGAAAUAAUGAAAGUAUUUCACCCUCAGUUAGUGCUUUAAAGUGACGUGUGUUUCUUCCCUGGCGAUAGGGGGCAGUAUAUACCUAAAUCCUAGCAAGAAAGUGAUAGUUUUACCAACGAAUGGCCAUUAGGGUCAAAAAUCCCUGCAAGCACAAUUUUCGAACAAGUACUUUGUCAGAUCGUUCAACCUCCAGCUAAAUGACACAUAACACGCCAGACUCCCCUUCAUCACUGGCAACGAGUGAAGAGAUAAACGUGUAAAACAACGUUUAUGAAUGGCGAAAUUUUUUUAACGGCUUGUUAUAAAUCUAUGCAUUUUGUCCUCAUGGGCUCCUGUAGAAUGAAACGUGCUGUCUAAUAUGGCGUCGCCCAAAGACUUAAGGUGUUUUUCAAUGCCAAGGAACCUCACUUUGAUGUCUUUGCCCCGCCUCGGUUGCCUAGGAGAUAUGUCAUCAGGAGCCGCCAAGACGUGUUCCAAUGUUCAUGUUCUACCGAGGCGUGUGUUCGUUUGUUAGCCGUUUAGCUAGGAUACACAGGAGGUGACUUGUAGCCUAGUCUUGGUCAAAAAUUACCCAGAAUACACUGCGGUAUUUUCAAAAGGAUGGUGGAUCAGAAGCCAGCAGCUAGAUCUGGGGCAAAUUUCAAGUUUAAAAGCAAGUCAACGAAUUUCAAAUGUUUUUUAGAUCCAAAGAAGUUAUCUAUGGUUGGUUAGUAGCUUAGUAGUUGCAGCUUCGGGGGCUAGUGGGUAGUAGCUCCCUUAUAUAUUUAUUUUAACAAAUAUAUACACAAUUUAAAAAGUAAAAGGCUUGUUAUAUAUUUAUAUUGAAAGUAAUUCAUAUAAAAUAUAACAUUAUCUCCCGUGUCACGUGACGUUACGUGACUGCCGUGGAAGCAGCGGUCACGUGAUGCAAGUCUGUUCCAUUUAAUCGUUUUCUUUGACCAAGGAAGGACAGUGUCCUCGUAAGCAAGGCGCCUUGACAUUGAGAAACGCCCUUAGACCUCUGCCGAUGUAUUUCAGACCCGAUUUUUAUGGUUACAUGUUGCAAAGUCAACAAUAUUUUCCAACAACUGGGCAUCAUUUAUUUCAUUUUCAACAAUAUUUCGAUGGAUGUUUCCUGAGAUUAAUGGUAAAAUCUACACAUUGUCUCUUUAAUUUAUGGUAAUCUAGUGAAUCUAAAGCAGUCUGAUAUUACUGUGGUUAGAGUGAUCCAUAAGGAACCACGAUUAUGUGUUUUCUUGAAAUUUUCUGCACAUACCAAUGGCAACAAAUAAAUGAAAGUUUGGAAAAAAGAAAUGAAGAAUUGAAUUGCCUCUGGAAAUGAUGACGUUCUGUUGGUGUUCUGGAGGUUUUGUUGGCUUGUGAGGAUUCCCCAGAUUUGUUGGUAACACUGAGAAAGCUAACAGCAUUCACAAUAAAAAUCCUCAUGCUAUGUAUGCUAGCAUGAGGACACUCAGCUCAGCGAGUGUGUGUGUGUGUGUGUGUGUGUGUGUGUGUGUGUGUGUGUGUGUGUGUGUGUGUGUGUGUGUGUGUGUGUGUGUGUGUGUGAUCACAAGCAAGUGUUAUUAAAUUUUCCAGAGGUGUCAGACUCAAGUCAUUAUUUUAAUGACUUCUGACUUGACUUGAUCAAAUCUAUAAAGACUUACGACUUGACUCAGACAUGAACACCAAUGACUUGCGACUUGAAUCGACUUGCAUCUGUUGACUUGAUGAUGACUUGAGCAUAUUUGAUAUUUUAGCACAAAAGUGGCAUGACAUGGACAAAAAUCAUGACUCAUUCUUGGUUCUGGGUUUGAUCUUGUUCCGUCUACAUGCAGCAGCACUUUGUUUAUCAUCAGUUUCAGUUGCACUUCCUGCUUGUUUGAGUAAAUAAAUGAAGCUUUAAGAAACUUUAUUCCUGGAAUUUAUUUAUUAUCAUCGUCAUUAAACUGAAGUUGGACAGGUGACUCGAUUAUGACUUGAAAAUUGAACGUUAAGGACUUGGACUCGACUUGGACUUGGUUGUCUUUGACUUGGACUUAAUUCAAGACUUGACUGGAAAGACUUGUGACUUAUUGUGACUUGAAAAGCAGCGACUUGGUCACACCUCUGCCAUUUUCUGCCGCCAUCCGAUUGUGUGACUCUAAGGCGGAGCCUGAAGAAAGGGGUCGGGCCUAUGAAUAGUUAUUUUUUUUAUGUAGCUUGCGCAAACGGCUUUUUCCAGGAACGAAUAAUUUACCUUUUAAUCUAGAUCAUUUAGAAUUGGGAAAUGGCAUAUAUUUGUAUAUUUGUUUAAGAGUAAACUAAAAGUAAAAAUGUGCUUGUUGGAGACCUGGGCAGAUGUAAAUCAGCAGAGGACAAUUGCACAUUAUUGUGAACGUGUCUAAGACUUUUGACAUUUGACCUUUAAUUAAGUGUUUGUAGGACGUCUGAUUGUUCUUCCAUGGGCUGUUUGACCUGCUAACAACUCCAGCCGCCUGCUGCAGAAGAUUUAAAACUGUCACACUCACACCAACAAGGCUGGAAAACAACUGCAGUUCAAAGCUUAGACAGGCUAGAAGAUGCUAUUCAGUCUGGAUGUGAGACGUAAAUAAUGCACAACUCUGAAUCUAAACUUAAAUUCCUCCUUUGUGAUGGAGUUUGAGUCGGCUCAUGCAGAGGAAUUGUGCUGAAUGAAAGCCUUGUGGAGCACCCCCCAGUGCCCUCUGCCCUUUCCUCCAGGACCAGAUGGUGUCUCAUUAGGCCCUUUUAGGAAUGUUAAUAUUGGGAUGCUGUGGUGAGGCCAGAACCCCCACCUCCACCAACACUGGCACAAGUAAAGGGGUAUUUAUUUGAAGACACGGGCCACGUCGUCACAGUGAAACAAAGCUCUUAUCUCAUGCUCAUAAUCCAGCAUGGCUCGUAGAAAACCGAGUUUCAGAAAUGAAUAUGGAUUAGACAGAAAGUUGGCACCAACACCAAAGACGCUGAGGUGAGAGGAAAACAGAUGUCAGGUGUGGAGGAGGUGAAGAGAUGGACAGGUUAAGCUCGUGGCUGAGUUAAUCCUGUGGUUGGCACGACUCCUGGAUCUAAAGCUGCUCUCCUGAGUGCCUGAGCUUCCCUCACACCAUCGGGUGCCUGAACCAACACCAUCACUUCAGGUUCACCAGGCUGACCCUGAAAGCUGGAGUGGAAACUUCCUCAACAAAGCCCAGCUAGGCCCCAGUGCCAGGAGGCUCUUGUGGAGGCCAGCUGUAGCCCCCUGCUGGAUCAUUUCAAUUGGAGUAAACAUCCAUUCAAUAGGUGAUGGGAUAGGAGUUUUCCUCCAAAUGUCUCCUGAACUCAAACACAUUGUUUAUUUGCACAAAAUCGUCACUAUUUUAAAGAGGCUACUUUUGUACUUGUAUUUCCCGUUCUGUGCAGCUUGUCAGGAAACGCUAGCAGGCAGACAGAAACUCGCCCCAGACAGCACUGUUACCGAUGAUAAUAAUGCAUUGAACUUAUAUAGCGCUUUUCUAGACACCCAAAGAUGCAUUUCACACACUCUCACAUUCACACACUGCCAGUGAUGGUGAGCUACUUGUAGCCACAGCCGCCCUGGGGAGGUCUGACAGAGGCGAGGCUGCCAUUUGGCGCCGUCGGCCCCUCUGACCACCACUAACACAGGCAAGUUGGGUGAAGUGUCUUGCCCAAGGACACAACAGCAGGAUACCCCUGGCGGGAGCUGGAAUCGAACCCAUGACCCUCCUAUCAUGAGGCAACCCGCUCUACCACCUGAGCCACUGCUGCCCCGAUGAUGAGCUGCAGCUAUGUGUAAGUCCAGCCAGACCUCUGAUGGCGACGGGGCUACGGGAGGACAGACAGGAAGAGAAAGCAAGAGACGUGACGGAUUGGCAGAAAGAAAAGAGAAGAGGAGACGUGAUGAAGUGGUUUACCUCCAUAGCCACGUUGGACGGACACAUACUGCUGAAGACCUGUUAUCAAUUAUUAUGGGAUAGGUUCAGAUUUAGAUUCUUGUUCCUUUAUGGAUCCCAAAACUCAUUAGGAUGAAGGAGGCGUAACCCAGGACUGGUUGGCUGGUGUGCGCCCAGCCCCACGCGUGUCCCUCUUUAUUGUAGAAAGUGGGGGGUUGUUGCUGACUGAAACCAAACUUUGACAGGCGUUUUGCUUGAAAGACGAGAGGCAGGAGGAAGGGGAGGGUGUGUCGUCAUUUAACAAUGUGAGCAAAACAGUCCAGAGGAGAGCAGAGAGGGGGAGCAGAAUUACGGAUAAGGCAGCUGGGAUGGGCAGCUUGGUCUGGGAGCUGAUCUCAUUGUGCACUUGUCUCUGAAGUCACUCAGACACUCAGCAUCUGCGGUCGCUAAACAAAGUCAAACCACCGCGGGGCUUGUAGUUACUUUCCGCUAUCCUCAGAGGUCAAGGCAUCUGGAUCUUCUCUGAAUCCCAAGAACAUUUACAGGCUCGGAGCGUGAGGGGCCUGCUCCGAUUUAGUUCCUUAUUUGGGUUUGGCAUCAGCUAUGGCACCGGUGUAGGCAUGGUUGUCUACAUGAGGAAGAGCAUCCACUCUCUGCUGUCUGUCUUCAAGAAGAAGGCUGGCCCAAAGGGGAAUGAGGACCAGAAGAGGUUGACGGUUCACUACACCGCCUCACAAUACUACCAGGAGAAUGUGUUCAUCGAAGGCAGCAGGUCUCAGUACCUGGAAGACCUCCACACCGAAGCUCAGGAGGGACUCAAGAUACUUCAGCAGGAAGAACACAGGAAUGGAGUCAACUUUGCUGACCAUGAAAGCAUCGAUUCUACAGAUGCUCUCUAUCCGGAGCAGGAAAUCAGCUCCAAGGACAGAGGAAGCUCUCCGGAGUCAAGAUCCACCAUCGGGAAUGCUGAUACCACAGUAAACUCUGUUGAGUUAACUCAGCCUGCGUCUACCCGCCAAGGCUCUACUUUCAAACCUCUGAAUCCAGUGAAAACGACAGACAGAAGCAGGAAGAGGAACAGAAGGACCACCAUCAUGGGUAUUCCCAACCAGGUCCAGAAAGAACUUGCUCUACACAGAAGCUCCACCUUUCAGCCACUUGUGUCGAAUCAACUCCCCGAUCAUGACAAGCCUGACAGUGAGAGCCAAUCAAGUGCUGUUGUCAUCCCAACAGUUGAUGGAGGAACUCCAGCAGCCAACAAAGAGGGAGCAAGAGUGCAUCUUUCAGAACUGGAGCAGACAUUCAGAGACGAAGUGAUCACGAGUGAGCAUCUCUGUCCCACAUUCACCCUGAGACCCAAGUCGCUUGCAGUGCCUGGCAUGACCACUUGCUUUUCUUUGUCUCCCUCAACUUUUAAUUUCCUCCAGGAGCAUCAGGGCCCGGUGAUGUCCAUCUCUCCUCAGGCUACUUACUUGUCUACGAUAAUCCCAAAUGCUGUUUUGCCAGCCUCGGUUGAAGUAAUUGAGAUUGACCGCAGCAUCAGUCGGACGCAAGGUGGUAGUGUCAGUCAUGGUAGCAGUGCUCGUACUGUUAGCAAAAGCAGCCUUACGUCUGGGGACUCGGCAGUCAGUCCUUUGCUGUCCAGAAGAUCAGAUGGUGACAGUUCCCAGACUAACAGCACCAACUCUGAAACCACCCAAUUAUCCAAAUCUGCCUCAGGGUCAAACUGGAGUGAUUCCCAGUCCUCAAAGACAAUUAUGUCAGACUCCUUGUCUGUAUCCUCAAAUAAAGUUGUGCAAGAAAGCCGGACAGAGCAGUCUAAGUACCAAGAUCUUGCUAGUCCCCAAAGUUCAGUGAGUGUGAUUACCAGCCCCAGCAAUACAGGCGAAAACUCUACAGAAUCAAGAUCUGAAAGUGGUGCAACAGAGUCAACGGCUGUUAGGGAACAAGCAAAGAACAAACAUAACUUCUCUCACAGUCUGUCAGUUAUGAAGACCAAGCAACCCCCAGCACCUCCAAGAAGAACCAACUCUCUGCAUGGUAAUAAGAUAAGAAGCACCUCAAAGACUUUUGUGGAUAUCAGAAACUCUGCUUCAGAAGAAGAGAAAUGCUUCUCAGAACAGGCUUUAGGGGGAGAUGACACAAAGCUGACUGUUACAGAUAUCAGCACAGUACCAACACCGGUGUCAAACUUGAUUGGGUCCAGCUCUGCAGGCUCUUCUUCCUCACCGUUGACCCCCAAAGAGAUCUCUUCUAACCUAAAUGGAGAAGCAAUAGAGGUCAGUACCUACCCUUCACAGAAAAAUGCCCUGGAAGGGGAAACAUUUGAACGGACAAUGUCCCCCUCCAGCGGCUACUCAAGUCAGAGUGGCACUCCAACGUUUUCCCCUAAAGUUAUCCCUCAGACCUCCCCACACAAGCAGAAAAAACUCGUCAAACCAGAAAGAUCAGCAUCUCGGGCUUCAUCCUCAGCAGCAUCCCCUUCUUCUUCACUUACCUCUUUAUCAUCUGGUACAUCUGAGCUUGCUAAUGCCGAUUCUUCCACAUGUAGCACAGGUCUGCCUCCACGGGGAUCUUCACCACUUGUUUUGACAAAAGAACUCAUUCUUAACAACAAUCCCUCAAAUAUUAGGGUUGAAUUCCAAGAACUCUUUAAUAUCCCUCCACCUCCUAAAGUCAAGGCACCAUGUCCACCACCUCCAGAGGCAUGGGCUCACAGCAAACGUACUGUUGAGCUUCUGUGUGGACCAUGCUAUGUAACAAAUAAACUACCCCAGAAACCUGCCCAGAUUCAGGACAGAGUGGAUGAACACACGGAAGUCCAAACUGAACCCCAAAAAGAGAUGCAAGUUCAAGGUGAAACCCAGACAGCCAAAUCUGUCCAGGAAGUGUCUGAAAAUAACACAAAGUCUGCAGCAUGGCUGGAGAUUGAUUCUGAUGGCAGUGACAUGGAGCAGACACUUGGAGAAUGUCCGGACACAAAGCAAGUUCAAGAAAAAGAAAAGGCAGAAUCUCAGAGUGAGGAGACUUCUGUCUCAGUAACAGAAACAGCAAUUCAAGAGACCACUCCAAAGAAAGAUCCCCCUCCUAUCAUGAAAAAGCCCACAAGGGUAGUAUUUAGCGAGGAAAUUGAGCGCCUGUUAGAUACACAAAAAAGGGAAACAGGUAGCAGUUCUGUAAUAGAGGUUCAUCUGUCUGAGGAGAACAGUGAAACCUCUUCACAUGACGCUGUUAUGAUUGUAGUUGACAUGAGUGAGAAUGAGAUAGAGAAGUGUGAGGUCCAAUCCAUGCACACACUUUCUAUAGAGACCCCCAAAAUUAGUAAGAUCUCACCACCACCUACGCCUCCACCAACCUAUCACCCUACACCCCCCAUAAUGAGGAAGACGCCUUCUUCUUCAAAGUUACAACCACCAAAGGAAUCCCACGAGGAUCAGGAGUCGGCCAACGUAGAGGACCCCUGCUGGCCUCCUCCUCCUCCUCCUCCACUGGAAGGGGAUUCCGCCUUUGAUGGUGGUGAUGAGGUAGAUUUUCCUCCACCUCCUCCGCCCUCAUUAACGGACAGUUUAAUGAAUGUGACAGACCCAAACCCAGCUGAGUCCCAGUCAACUGUGAUUGACAACAACCUGCAGGUUGAAAUGCAAGUUUCAAAACUUGACAUUGCUCUUGAAGAUUCUUCUCAAUUGGUGCAGAAUAUUUCAUGCACUGCUUACAGUGUUUCACUUCCAGAAGAGGACAUGUCUUCUGUAUCACCUGCUACCAGAGCUGAGAGUCCAGUGUCAGUCACAGCCGUGGUUCUCCACAGCAGUUUCCCGAUGCAAAACUCUCUAAAAACCAAAGAUCAAUCUCCCUUUGCUCAAGUAAGUGACCAAAAUUCAGCUCCAAACUCCGUGUCGACAGCACCCGAUCCACCAACAGAGAAUUCAACCCAUGGGGGUAACUUCAGAAGGCAACCCAGUGGAGCUCAUAAAGACACCCGGAGCAAGGAGCUUCUUUCCCGACACAAAAGUCCACCUGUUCCUAAAGAGGAUGCCAACAUACCACUGGUCACCCCCUCAUUGCUUCAGAUGGUUCGCCUCAGAUCAGUCAGCAUGACUGAAGAUCAGGUGAAUGUGACAUCUGAAGACAAGUCCACAAAUGUGGGAGCUCCAGCUCAAGAGAACUAUACUGACUCACCUAAUGAACUCCAAAAUAUUCCUCAAAAGCCCAUCCGCAAGUCUUUGUCACUGAAAUCUUCCCCUCCAACUCUAAAAAUGUCUACUGUGACAAUGACUCCUCCUUCAACACGCCUACAGGAGGCCAUACGAAUGAAAACUGCAGCCAUGUCAUCAAGAGAUGGUCUUCCCCCCAGAAAGGGUAUGAGAUUACCCAUUUAUAGUUACGCUGGUGAACCAGGACCUCAGCCUCUGAAGUUACCUGAAGGCUAUGACAUGAACAAAUCGCCAGCCUCUACUGCUAGCUUUAUCUUCUCCAGGAGCACAAAAAAGGUAGUCAUGGAGACCGUGGCUGCCUCUUCCUUAGAAGCUCAGGCAAGUCUGAAACAAAGCUUGGCAGCCGAACUAAGGCAGGCUUCUGACCAAUCAAAGCCUGGGACUGUCUCAACCAGUGGGGUGAAGUGUGACAAAGUCCCUCCACCAGUAGCUAAGAAACCAAGCAGCUUGAAUCCCUCACAAAAUUCUCACAGCCUUUCAGUAAAUCCGGAGCUUGGUGCUGAAGGAAAUGGCGCUAUUGGAGGAGUUCAACGCAUGAGUGGAGUUGCACCGCCUGAAACAACAACACGAGUGACAGCAGAAACGAUAGAGACGUUGUUCUGAUGGACAUCUGUGCUCAGAGAACCAGGAGGAGCAAAUCCAAGACAACUCGCACACAUGGGCGUCAAACUCAUCCUUCUCCAAAAGCCUUAGCCUCAAACGGCCCUCCAUGUUUAUGCAAAAACGUGUCCCUCUCAUUUUGUUAUGAAAGCUUUACUCUGGAGUAUUUUUCUAAAGUACAGUUUCAUCUCCUGUGAAAUCCCCUCAGCGAUAAACCGAGCAUUUACUUUGCUUGUGUGAGAGCGCCUCCUGCAGGUUGGUUUUGGUAUCUUCAGGGAGAAUGAAGAGGAUGACUUCAUUUUGACUCCACCCUAGCAACACACGUUGUAAUCAUGCAUUUUAAUUCUCACAGGGGAUUAGAAGAGUUUAGACCGCUUUUCCACUGUGUGUAAAAAAAUUCAGAAAAAGGGAUACAACAGAAAUUUGUCUGGGAAAUUUUUAUUUUGUAAAGCCACCUUUGAUAAAUUCUUGCUGGAGUAUCUUAAACCUGCUAAAAUGUCACGUGAAUAGUUCCUUCA